AUGACUUACACCCGGACUAUUGCAGAAAAACCGGACUCAGUGGUGCGUUUGUUGUCGUGUGCCCUUCACCGAAUCCGCACAACGCCUCCUCGAAUAAUCACUUCGCCAGCAACUCAACCUCGUCGGGCCGCUGUCGCCAUCAUUAUCCGUGUCGUACCUCCCCCCAAUACCAUCCCAGUGCCAGUUGACACCCCCCUACCUACCUUAAGUCAAUUCUUCGAGUUAGAUUGGGUCAAGGACCCUCUCGCGUGCCCAGAAUUUCUUCUUUUGAGACGCGAUGGUGCAGGUCCUUCCGAUGCAGUUCCAGGGCGUGCAUCUGCAUUCCAGAACUUCACUGGCGAUGGGACUUCGAAGGGCAGCGGCAAGGCUGGAGCUCACGUUGCUUUCCCCGGCGGACGUACUGAAGAAGGAGAUGAAGGAGGUCUUUAUACAGCCAUGCGUCAAACAUGGGAAGAGAUUGGCUUGGACCUCGCAGAGCGUGACUUUGCUUUCAUAGGUCAACUCGAUGACAGAGAGAUCACUACAUCGCUGGGCAAGCGACUCCUCAUGAUUCUGUCUCCUUUCGUUUUCUUGCAGCUCACUCCAAAUCCUCUCCCCACCGACCCAACGGACGGGACCAACAUCCACUGGGUACCGCUCGAGACUCUUGCUAGCGCAGUUUUACCAGGACAUAUAGGUGACAAGAUGAACGCAAAAAGCAGAUGGUCCAGCGUGACUGUGGAUGCUGCGUCCAGGCUCACACCUCGGCGCGCUGCUAUCUUGAAAAUAUUAGUUAGAAUUCUCAUAGGCAGCAUGCAGUUCCCCGCCAUAUUACUCGAUCUUCCAGAGUCCGACGCGAUACCAGGCUCAUCCACAAGUAGUUCUGCAGCACUCCCGAAAAACGGAUCGUACCCCGCACUGACGCAGGACAAGCUCGAAAAAGGAUUUACCGCUACGAAGCCGCUUUCAGGGAAGGACCAAAAUAAGUCGCGGCACCAACUCAAGUUGUGGGGUCUCUCUCUUGGCAUGACGCUCGACCUGAUGGCGACUAUGAUACCGCCCACGGCGCUUCCCUCUUCCGCCGAUCCCAAUAAACAGCCCACGCCUCAAGAUCUGUACAAAGUUUCCUUGCCUAGUCUGCACCUGCCCUUCCACCCUGUAGGGGGUGAAGGAAUGCGCAUUGAUGCUGUCGCACCCAGCCUAGCGAGUGUCUUCCCUCGUUUCUCCUAUCCAGAUGUCAACUUCUGGAUCUGGGUUUUUGGAAAACGUUAUCGCGAGGUUGUGCGUGGGUGGGAAGCUAGUGUACGCGAUGGAGGUUCCAAUGUCCGACGGGUCAACUGGUCGGGCACGGCACUGAAUACAUUCUACGCCGCGGUUCGCAAGGCUUUACUCGUAGUCCUGGUUCUUCGUGCGAUCGGUGUGCUCGUUGGUCUUGUGUUUGCCGGAUGGUGGGUGUUUGCAUGA
Molecule: messenger RNA, 1443 nt
Organism: Suillus subaureus
Lineage: Eukaryota; Fungi; Basidiomycota; Agaricomycetes; Boletales; Suillaceae
Exons: 5
Coding region: 1-1443 (480 amino acids)
Molecular function (GO): coenzyme A diphosphatase activity
Source: RefSeq, a predicted model, not a curated record